This is a messenger RNA of Knipowitschia caucasica, 207 nucleotides long. NCBI's taxonomy places the organism in Eukaryota, Metazoa, Chordata, Actinopteri, Gobiiformes, Gobiidae. The record is from the annotation of a GenBank genome assembly.
AUGGAGCAGUUAACUGAACGUACCGCAAAAUAUUAUGGACGAGUGGCCGAACAGAUAGAUGCAGAGAAUGCAAAUAAAGUAACUGGGACUGACCUCGCUCCCCCUCUUCACUAUCAUCAUGUUGGUGACAGCGUAUCUUGCCAUAGUUUUCCUUCUGGCACUCUGUGUUGUCCUGGAGCUGACUGCACGCCGCAUCACUUCUCCUGA